AUGGAGAUUGGUUGGGUGAAACGCGCGGCCAUAUGGACAUUUGCUGGACUAGGACUCGCGCUGGCCGUAAUCUCCUGCUGCGAGAUGGCCGAUAACUAUCUCGUCCUUUCCCACCCUGACGCGUGCAUCGCUUCAUCCAACCGAACGCACUGCGCGACAGAGUUCCGCGUGGCGCGGAGAACACUAGGCGUCGUGCCGCAGACGCCGGAGCAAGUGACCACGGCUAUGAUCGCAGCGGUGCAAGCGCAAGUCGCUGCGCUAAUUGAGGCCGCCGAAGAGAUUAAGUCGAACAACGUGGAGGAAGAUCAUUUUACGAAUGCCAUGGCGAGGAGCUGCGCGCGACAAGCCACCAUCGCGCUGCGCUACCUGGGGCAGGCGGGGGAUGCGGUCGAGGCGGGCACGAAUCAGCGCGACGUGCCGUACUGGUUGGCGGCCGCCGACACGCAGAUCGACAACUGUGUUGACGGUUUCCAAACUUUCUCACCCGCGGCGCAAGGCUUCCCCGCCUACGUACACCUUGAGUAUACGGCUAAGAGGGCAGGAAACACUCUUGAAGCACUCGUGUCCAUCACCAGCGCCGCCGCCAAAGCCGCCGCAUCAGCCGAUACUAGCGUCGUAUCAACAGAGGAGGAUGUGGCGCCCGUGCGCGGACGCCGCAUGGCCGUCCGAUCCAGCAGCACGAGUUCCGCGGGGAGCGGCGCGAUGGAUUGGCUUGAGCCGGGAUUGUACCAGCAACUUCAGGAGCUUCAGACGAGGCUGAACGCCGGAUUUGCCGCUGCAGCCGGGGAGGAUUCGGAGGGCGAUAAGACGAUUAUCACGGGCGACGCGAGUUACGGCAGCGGGUCGGGGACGUUCGAGUCGGCCACAGUCGGCGUAGAUAGUGACAGGUUCGUCGCCUUCGGAAUCAAGUUCGAAAACACGGCAGGCCCCGAUAAUCACCAGGCAGUCGCUUUCCGCGCCACGGGCGACCAAUCAGCUCUCUUCGACUGCGCGUUCGACGGAUCGCAAGAUACAUUGUACGUGGACGCGGGUCGCCAGUACUACAAAAACUGCUACAUCGGCGGCUCGCAGGAUUUCAUUUUCGGCGACGCGGCCGUGGUUAUCGACGCGCCGAAAAUCCAGCUUCACCCGAGCCCCUCUUUCGGGACUCUGACGGCGUCGGGCCGCGCCAAGGAUACCCCGACGGGGAUUGUGAUUCGCGACGCUGUUGUCUCGGCGGACAGCGGCACGACCAAGGUGUAUCUGGGCCGUCCGUGGAAGAAAUGCGCUUUCACUGUUUUCAUCAACGCCGAUCUCCCCGCGGUGAUCGAGAAGGACGGGUGGCUGUCGUGGAACGAGGGCAGCUGCAUGUUUCUGGCGGAGGCGGGCAGCAAGGGGCCGGGCGCGGCGUCUUCCCGCGCGGACUGGGUUGACCCUGGGAUUAUCACGGACACCACAGGAUACGAUGCCAACACCUUCACGCAAGUCAACAACUGGCUCAGCUGGUCGGGCUAG
Closterium sp. Naga37s-1 is the source of this 1494-nucleotide messenger RNA. The record is from the annotation of a GenBank genome assembly. NCBI's taxonomy places the organism in Eukaryota, Viridiplantae, Streptophyta, Zygnematophyceae, Desmidiales, Closteriaceae.